AUGUCUGAAACUGGAAGAAUAGAUAAGGUCUUGCUCUUUGGUCCUUGCCUUGCAGUAAACGGCGUUAUCACCGCGAAAGUCUUUGCCUUUGCAGUGGUCGUUCAUUAAAGAAAGAACCUUCCUUGCAAAUUCCUAUUUUUCUCUAUUGUUUUCCUCCUGAACCUCAAAAAAAAUAAAUAAAUAAAAUUAUUUAUCUAUGCUUGUCGACAAAGGGUGGCAUAAAGUAGUGCCUUUUAUAAGGUUAAUCCGAGAAGAAGAAGGAAUUUCCCCAAGAAUGAGUGAAAGAUUUCCAUUUUCCAAAUUAACCAAAACCCAUGAAUCUUGUUUCCCAUAUUUAUUUUUGUUUCACAAUUAGUUCUGCAAGAUUCUGAGUGAAAUUGUUGUUCAAGGAGAUGGCUUCACUUUUCGCUUCAGCCGCUGCAGGCGCUGGGUUGGAGUUAGUUUUUGGAAGUUUUCUGAGAGCUAUUUUGGAGGUAAGGAGAAGCAACAUCAUGUUUGCUUCUACCCUGAAGCUCCUUGAAGAGACAAUGGAGUCUAUAAGACCAAGCAUCAUGAGAAUCGAAACUUUCAACAGAGAUUUAGAUCGCCCAGAUGAAAUCAAAAGGCUACAAGAUUUGAUGAGAAGGGGUGAGGAAUUAGUUCUCAAAUGCGCAAAAAUCCAUCGAUACAACUAUGUCAAGAAGCCUCUUUAUACAAAGAAACUUGUUAAGUUAGAUGAAUCUAUUCGUAGAUAUAUUGAGACCAUUUUGCCACUGCAUCAAACAUCAGACGUUAAAGAGACAUUAUUUGAGAUGAGAAUCCUAAGUAGCCAGAUUAGGAACUUAAGCAUGGGAGGAGCAUCCAGUGCUGGGGUGUCCAGUGCUGGGGUGUCCAAUAAGAGUGGGUUUGUGGGUGUGUGCUCGCCUCCUGGGCUCAAGGUGGUUCCAGUUGGGUUAGAGAUUCCCUUGAAGGAAUUGAAAGAAAAGCUGCUCAAGGAUGAUAAGGCCUCACAAGUGACUGUAGUUUCUGCUCCUGGAGGAUGUGGAAAGACCACAUUGGUUACUGCACUUUGUCAAGAUGCUGAUGUUAAGGAAAAAUACAAGGGCAAUAUCUUUUUCGUUACUGUCUCGAAAUCACUGAACGCGCUGGUUAUUGUAGAGAGGUUAUUUCAGCAUAUGAAUUCCAGCACUGGUUUUCUAAGUGAAGAAGAUGCAGUUAAUCAACUGGAAAAUUUGCUCAGGUCCAUAGGACCAGAACCUAUACUGCUGGUCCUUGAUGAUGUUUGGUCUGGAGCAGAAUAUCUAGUUGAGAAGCUCAAGUUCCCAAUAAUAGAUUACAAGAUUUUAGUAACAUCGAGGUUUGAAUUUCCACGCUUCGGUCCCAGUUAUAAACUGAAAGCACUGAAUAAUGCAGAUUCCCUGACUCUCUUUUGUAACCUAGCAUUCCUGCAAGAUGGGAACUCAUACAGACCAGAUCAAGAAGUUGUGAAUAAGAUAGUGGAAGUCUGUAAGGGCUUCCCACUAGCCAUUUCAGUGGUUGGCAAAUCACUAUGUGGGAAGUCUGCAGCAGAAUGGAGCAAGAGGAUUAAGGAAUGUUCUAAAGCUUCUUCUAUUCUUGCCAACUUUGAGUUUGAGCUGCUUCAUUGUCUUCAAACCAGCAUUGAUGCCUUAAAUAAAAAUACUGCAGCCAAGGAGUGUUACUUGGACUUAGGUUCCUUUCCUGAAGACCAAAAAAUUCCUGCCUCUACACUUAUUGACAUGUGGACCGAAUGGCAUAAGCUCGAAGAAGAUGAUGCCAUUGCUAAUCUCUAUGAACUCUCUCAACGAAAUCUGAUUGAUUUUGUUGUUACAAGGAAAUACGCCAGUGAAGAUUAUGGCUCUAUUAAUGUGCUGCAGCAUGAUUUACUAAGAGAGUUGGCUAUCAUUCAAAGCAGCUCAGGAAGCAUUGAGCACAGAAAGAGGCUAUUUCUGGACAUAAGUGGUAAUAAAAUUCCUGAAUGGUGGGCUGAACAAAGGCAACAAUUUAUCAGGGCCAACCUUUUAUCUAUUUCCACAGAUACUGUGUUCUCAUCAAAUUGGUGCAGCAUCGAAGCACCCGAAGCUGAGGUUUUAGUUCUAAAUUUUCAGACAAAGAAUUACACCUUACCCUGGUUCAUGGGAGGGAUGAAUAAGCUGAAGGUUCUAGUCGUUGCAAAUUAUGGUUUCUUUCCUGCUGAAUUGAGCAAUUUCCAGCUUGUUGGUUCUUUAUCCAAUCUGAAAAGAAUCAGAUUGGAAAAGGUUUCACUUCCAUCCUUUUUCUCGGCCUCUGUGCAAUUGGAGAAGCUAGAAAAGAUAUCUUUGGUUAUGUGUAGUAUCGGUCAAGCUUUCAGCCACUCUACCAUUUUUAUGCCUAACAUAGUGGAAAUCAAUAUUGACUACUGCAAUGAUUUGAAGGAAUUGCCUGAUGGAUUCUGUGAACUUGUCCGGCUGAAAAAGCUCAGUAUCACCAAUUGUCACGAACUCUCUGCACUGCCAGAAGACUUGGAGAAUUUGGAGAAUUUGGAGGUGCUAAGGCUUAACUCCUGCAUUGAACUGUUAGAGUUGCCAGACACAAUCUGGAGGCUUCGUAAUUUGAGGAUUCUCGACAUAUCUGCAUGUUUAAGUAUAACAAAAUUGCCAGACCAGAUUGGCGAGUUGAGUAGUUUAAGAAAGCUGUACAUGAUUGACUGCUCAAGUUGUGAGUUGCCAUGGUCAGUUGUGAACCUUGUCCACCUAAACGAAGUUGUAGCUGAUGAAGAAACAGCCAACGCAUGGGAAGAAUUUAAGCCUUUCCUCCCAAAUCUGGCAAUAAAGGUGCAUAAAGAUAUAAACUUGAACUGGCUUCGCUUGUAAAUGUACCUCUUGCUCUGUGAUUAGACCAGAAAUAAACUUCAAAUCUUCUCUACACUAAGAACAUGUACAAUUUUGUUAAUUAUUAGCAGCAACAGCAUAAAGUGCCCUGGAAAGAGAAGAGUUGGAAGAAUGUUAUGUCUUGGAUCAAUUGUCCAAUUCAUUUUCUUGCAAGAAAGAUUUUACUUCAGAGGCUAAAGGGCAUCUUUGCUGAUAAUUUCUUAACUUUUGAUAAAUCCUCAAAAUAGAACUGUAAUAUACUCUAAGAUUUAGUUAUUAGCUUGGACACCAUCAUUUAUAUUAUGCCAUUUCAUUGAACUGAUA
Messenger RNA from Manihot esculenta (cassava), 3170 nucleotides. Its product is annotated as probable disease resistance protein At5g66900. Gene Ontology annotation, biological process: defense response to fungus. Bases 393 to 2849 code for a protein of 818 amino acids. Lineage: Eukaryota; Viridiplantae; Streptophyta; Magnoliopsida; Malpighiales; Euphorbiaceae. The transcript is spliced from 5 exons. Gene Ontology annotation, molecular function: ADP binding. The record is from RefSeq and is a predicted model, not a curated record.